This is a messenger RNA of Planococcus citri (citrus mealybug), 1538 nucleotides long. RefSeq lists its product as uncharacterized. Gene Ontology annotation, molecular function: zinc ion binding; carbonate dehydratase activity. The record is from RefSeq and is a predicted model, not a curated record. Bases 117 to 992 code for a protein of 291 amino acids. The transcript is spliced from 6 exons. NCBI's taxonomy places the organism in Eukaryota, Metazoa, Arthropoda, Insecta, Hemiptera, Pseudococcidae.
UUCAAAAAACACAUUUUAAAUACCUGCAUAUAGAUAUGUACUUAUCUAUGUACUUGGUUCUUAAAUGACAGUUAUGAUUAAAUGAUCUAUUCGUGUGUAACGUAAAACAGGUAAAAAUGAAAUUCUGUAAAAUUUCACAUAUUUAUAUUACAAUACUGAUCAUCGCAAAAUGUACCAGUGGGAGGAGAUCCAGUAAAGCUGUGGGCCUGCUUUCUCCAAUAAAUAUCGAUACAUCUCGAGUUACUCCUAGUUUCAAACCACUGAAAAUAUCAAUAGACGUUCCCAGAACUUUUUUUUCCUCUGGCAUAGCAAUAAAUACAGGAAAAGAAAUCAGAGCUCCUCUGACAAAAAGACAAGAAAUGAGAACACCACAGAUAACAAUUGGCAAUAUUACAUAUGUACAAGCUGACCGACAUUUACUAAUAAACCAAGAUGGAUCGCACAGAAAUCGUAGCGGACACACCAUCAAUGGUAAAGGAUACCCCAUCGAAGGAGUCAAUGUAUUCGCCAACAUCGAUAAAUAUGGGAGUUUGGAAGAAGCCAAGAAACACCCCAAUGGCAUAUUAGUUCUCUCGCUACCAGUCGAUGUAAUAGAAAGUGACAUUCCGAAUCCAACAUUUAUCCCGUUUGGUAUAUUGUUGCGUUUGGGCGAACUAAAAGAACCCGACUCUGCUGUAAAAUAUUCUUCCCUACUUGCAUAUAGUAUGUACGACUCUCUCAUUAAGAACCAUGCGUAUUACACUUACACCGGAUCUUUAUACGAUCCGCAGACAAAAACGCAAAUACCAGAAGUCACGCAAAUUGUACCUCAACCGCCUUAUGGCAUUAUUUCUUAUAAACAAUUUGCAGCUUUUAAAAAUGUUUUGAAUAAUAAUGGCAUUCCAUUGAGUACCAUAGCUCCGUUAUAUCCUGUCAAAGGCAGAGAAAUCAAAGCAGUAAAAGGACUCUUCCUGGAAAUACGUCCCUUUUACGUGACUCUUUUUGUUCCGUGAGCAGUCUGCAAGAAGCUGAAAAGUUUUAGACUGUUCUGGUUAUUUUGAUGAAAUCAUUAUAUCAUCAGUUCAUCACUAUCACUACCUUUAUAGUUACCUACUUACCUAUCAUUAUUAUUACUUAUCAUCAAAAAAUUAUAAUGCAUACCUACAUAUUUUAAAAAAUGAAUAAAUAAAUAAAUAAAUACCUAAACAAACAAACAAACAAACAAAUAAAUAAAUAAAUAAAUAAAAACUCAUGAUAUCCAUCAAAACUUCAAAAGUACUUUUGAAAAGCAAAAUUACUGCCAACCAAAGAAAAAAAACUUACGUUCAAAAAACCAAAAAGAAUUGUCAACAAAAAUCUGUUUAGUAAUUUUAAUGAAAAAAUUUUGUUGGUCAAAACCACCAAAAAUAUCUCGCCUUUUAUCUAAACUGCCUAUUAGAAAAUCUUGUUUUUUUUUGUCAAAAAAAUUCAUUUUUUCAUCAAAACUGCCCAAAUGUGUGUUUAAAAACUCUCUGGUGAAAUUUUUAAUCCUUCAAAUUACUCCUAUCUCCUCAUGACGU